UUUACAAACAUUAAAAUACGUGUCGUGUAUGACGCCUACAUGCAGUGUAUAUGAUACAAACAACUGAACUUCUGAAGACAUGACAGUGCUGAUCAAGUGACAGAGGUGAAAAUUAUCCAAGGCCUAAUGAGAAGGGAGUAUCUCGGAUCAGAUGAGGGCAUUGUCAAACUUCUUGUUACGCAGCUAAGUCUCAAUACUUCAGAUUCAACUGUCUUUAACAAAACAAAUGCCUUUAUGCUUUAAGAGUAUGAUUGAUUUAUGGUAAUCUGUAAGAUAGUGAAAACAUUUCCUGAAUUGAUUGAAUGUUUGGAGGACACUUGGCUUUGAGCCACGACGCACAGGAAAUUAAGUGAAACAAAGAAACUUAAAAUCAUGGAGCAAGAUUUGAUCAAAGGGUUUGCUGACCUAGCUGAGAAGAAACUUCACCAAGUACCUGAGAUAACGCUCCUCAACCUUGUGUCAUGGGGAGCGUCCGCAGCCAUGAUCUUUGGUGGAAUUGUUCCUUUCAUCCCACAAUACUUGGACAUCAGUCGUUCAGAGAACACAGAGGGAUUCUCAACGCACGUCUGCCUUGUUCUACUUAUUGCUAACACACUCAGGAUCUUGUUCUGGUUUGGUCAUCCUUUUGAGCUUCCACUGCUAGCCCAGAGUGUUAUCAUGAUCUUUACUAUGAUGGUUGUAUUACAACUAUGCACCAGAAUAAAGGCUCUCCAGGAUCUAUCCUCAGUCAAGAGAUAUGUCACAGAUGUAGAUUCUAAAGCGUGUUCAGACCCCCAUCCUAUGAUCCAUGGGGAAGGGCGGGUGCGUCAUGCCAGCGUGGGAACACACCCUACAAGCAGGGAUGAUAGACAGGUGCUUCGUCAGGUUGAAAGCAGAACAAUAUUCGAUCUUGACUGGCGUUACUUCUGGAAGUGGACUCGUUUUAUUGACUAUGUGGUGUUUAUGGUGAUGUUCUGUGUAGCUGGAGGUGUCCUGACAUACUUCCUGUCAUCCUUCAGCGCGUAUGUUGAGACGUUAGGUUUCCUAGCUGUGUUCACUGAAGCCAUGUUGGGAUCACCGCAGUUCUAUCACAACUUUAGGAACAAGUCUACACAGGGAAUGAGUGUUAAGAUGGUGAUGUGCUGGUUAUCUGGUGAUCUAUUCAAGACGGGUUACUUCUUUGUGAACGAUGCUCCCACCCAGUUCUGGAUAUGUGGUAUACUACAAGUCUCUAUAGAUAUAGCUAUCCUAACACAGGUUGUUUUCUAUGGAGCUAGACCGCCUAUUAAGCUAGCCAAGGUCGCUGCACCAGCAGACCAUAUAUCAUGA
Molecule: messenger RNA, 1308 nt
Organism: Strongylocentrotus purpuratus (purple sea urchin)
Lineage: Eukaryota; Metazoa; Echinodermata; Echinoidea; Camarodonta; Strongylocentrotidae
Product: solute carrier family 66 member 2
Exons: 6
Coding region: 373-1308 (311 amino acids)
Biological process (GO): phospholipid translocation; retrograde transport, endosome to Golgi
Cellular component (GO): trans-Golgi network; endosome
Source: RefSeq, a predicted model, not a curated record